Molecule: messenger RNA, 1017 nt
Organism: Zasmidium cellare ATCC 36951
Lineage: Eukaryota; Fungi; Ascomycota; Dothideomycetes; Mycosphaerellales; Mycosphaerellaceae
Exons: 1
Biological process (GO): UDP-glucose transmembrane transport
Cellular component (GO): endoplasmic reticulum-Golgi intermediate compartment; cis-Golgi network; Golgi apparatus
Molecular function (GO): antiporter activity
Source: RefSeq, a predicted model, not a curated record
AAGAAUAUCGCUAUCAAUGCGUGUCUGAUUGCGCUGUGGUACAGCUUCUCCAUCAGCAUCAGCGUUUACAACAAGUGGAUGUUCAGCAAAGAGAACCUGGACUUCCAUUUCCCGCUCUUCACGACGAGUGUGCAUAUGCUGGUGCAAUUCAGCCUGGCCAGCCUCGUCCUCUGGAUCUUCCCUCGCUACCGCCCGAGUCGCGCUGCGGAGAUACCUUCGCACAACGGGUACAGCCAAGUCCACGACAACGAAGACGAACCCCCUGGCCUGGACCCGGAACCCAAAGCCAAAAAACCCCUCAUGACCAAAACCUUCUACCUCACCCGCAUCUCCCCCUGCGGCACGGCGACGGCCCUCGACAUCGGCCUGGGGAACUUCUCCCUCCGCUUCAUCACCCUCACCUUCUUCACCAUGUGCAAAUCCUCCGUCCUCGCCUUCGUCCUCCUCUUCGCCUUCCUCUUCAAACUCGAAAAGCCCACCUGGAAACUCUGCGCCAUCAUCCUCUUCAUGACCGUCGGCGUCAUCAUGAUGGUCGCCGGCGAAGCGGCCUUCAACGCGUUGGGCUUCAUGCUGGUGAUGACCGCCUCGCUGUGCUCCGGAUUCCGCUGGUCCCUGACGCAGAUCUUGCUGUUGAGGAACGCCGCCACGAGCAACCCCUUCAGCAGCAUCUUCUUCCUCACGCCCGUCAUGUUCACCGCGCUUCUCAUCCUCGCCCUCCCCAUCGAAGGCCCCGCAAACGUUAUCGCGGCCUUUGGCGCCCUCUCCGAGGACAAAGGCCUCUUCGUCAGCAUAGUCCUCAUGCUCUUCCCGGGUGUCCUGGCCUUCAUGAUGGUGGCAGCAGAAUUCGCCUUGAUCAAACGAACCUCCGUCGUCACGUUAUCCGUCUGUGGGAUUUUCAAGGAAGUUCUGACAAUUUCGGCCGCGUCGCUGACGUUCGGGGAUCCCCUUUCGCCGAUUAAUAUUUCUGGACUGGUGGUUACGAUUGUGAGCAUAGCGGGCUACAAUUGGUUGAAGUAC